AUGGGAAAAUACAAUCAAUCUUCUGUGACAGAAUUUGUCCUGCUGGGGCUUACAGGUUACCCAGAGCUUGAGGCCAUUUACUUUGUGCUGGUACUUUGCAUGUAUCUGGUGAUCCUGUUGGGAAAUGGAGUCAUCAUCACUGUUAGUGUCUGUGACUCCCACUUGCACACCCCCAUGUACUUUUUCCUCAGUAACUUGUCAUUCUUGGACAUCUGCUACACUAGUUCUUCUAUUCCCUUAUUUCUCAGCAGCUUCUUAACUUCAAAGAAAACCAUCUCCUUCUCUGGAUGUGGAGUGCAAAUGUUUCUCUCCUUUGCUAUGGGAGCCACAGAGUGUGUCCUUUUAAGUAUGAUGGCAUUUGAUCGCUAUGUGGCCAUCUGUAACCCUCUGAGAUACCCCAUCAUUAUGAGCAAGACUUCUUAUGUGCCCAUGGCUGCUGGGUCCUGGAUCGCAGGGGGUGUCAAUUCUGUGUUGCAGACUUCACUUGCAAUGAAGCUUCCUUUCUGUGGUGAUAAUGUCAUUAAUCAUUUUACUUGUGAAAUCUUGGCGGUAUUAAAAUUGGCCUGUGCUGAUAUAUCCAUUAAUAUUAUUAGCAUGGUUGUUGCUAAUGUGAUUUUCCUUGUGGCCCCAGUACUUUUUAUUUUUAUAUCAUAUGUUUUCAUUCUCUCCACCAUCCUGAGGAUUCCUUCUGCAGAGGGAAAACGGAAGGCCUUUUCCACGUGCUCCGCCCACCUAACAGUGGUUAUUAUAUUCUAUGGGACCAUCCUGUUCAUGUAUGCAAAACCCAAGGCUAAAGACUCUUCAGGGGCUGACAAUCUGGAUGCAACAGACAAACUUAUAUCCAUGUUCUAUGGGGUGAUGACUCCCAUGAUGAAUCCUUUAAUCUACAGUCUUAGGAACAAGGAUGUGAAGGAGGCAUUAAAAAAUUUACUGAGCAGAAGAUUAAUUUGCAAGUGA
Messenger RNA from Urocitellus parryii (Arctic ground squirrel), 957 nucleotides. RefSeq names its product olfactory receptor 13C9. Gene Ontology annotation, biological process: G protein-coupled receptor signaling pathway. The record is from RefSeq and is a predicted model, not a curated record. Lineage: Eukaryota; Metazoa; Chordata; Mammalia; Rodentia; Sciuridae. Gene Ontology annotation, molecular function: olfactory receptor activity; G protein-coupled receptor activity. Gene Ontology annotation, cellular component: membrane.